AUGUACAAACAACUCUUGCUCCUCGUGAUCGCCGCCUCCAUGGCAUCGGCCAUGAACGUGAACCUCCUCGCUGCCCGUGCGACUACGACAACCACCUCCACCUCCACCACUACCACCGGCACAUCGACCACAUCCACGGGUACAACCUCCACUACUUCGACUGGCACCACUACCGUCGGCGGUAGCUCCAGCUCGUCUGUCAGUUCGAGCGCUAGCACGUCGACUACUUCGGUUCCCCCGCCCGCAGCAGGCGUUGCCAUCCACCCGAACGGCAAUAACGCAAAGUGCAUGGAUGUACGCGGUGGAUCUGUCGCUAAUGGCACGCCUGUGCAGAUCUAUGACUGCAACGGCACGAACGCGCAGAAGUGGACAAUUCAAAAGGGGCAGACGAAAGUUAGACUCGCGGGAACAAACUUCUGCCUUGACGCCGGUGGCAACCCAGGCAAUGGUGUUGGCAUGAAAAUUUGGACAUGUUACGACAACCUCGCCGCUCAGGAAUGGUUUUACACUGGCGACAAUCGCAUUGCCUUGCUUAACAAAGGUCAAUGCCUUGAUCUCAACGGUGGAAGGUUGAGCAAUGGUAAUCAACUCCAAACUUGGAGGUGCACCGACUUUAACACCAACCAAGUUUGGAGCACGUAG
Messenger RNA from Pleurotus ostreatus (oyster mushroom), 642 nucleotides. RefSeq lists its product as uncharacterized. The transcript is spliced from 4 exons. NCBI's taxonomy places the organism in Eukaryota, Fungi, Basidiomycota, Agaricomycetes, Agaricales, Pleurotaceae. The record is from RefSeq and is a predicted model, not a curated record. The coding region runs from base 1 to 642 and encodes 213 amino acids.